Messenger RNA from Phycomyces blakesleeanus NRRL 1555(-), 834 nucleotides. RefSeq lists its product as hypothetical. Lineage: Eukaryota; Fungi; Mucoromycota; Mucoromycetes; Mucorales; Phycomycetaceae. Gene Ontology annotation, cellular component: proteasome core complex. The coding region runs from base 1 to 834 and encodes 277 amino acids. Gene Ontology annotation, molecular function: threonine-type endopeptidase activity. The transcript is spliced from 6 exons. The record is from RefSeq and is a predicted model, not a curated record.
AUGAACCGAUUCGUCAAUAAAUUUGCAUCGUCACCUCUUCAGCUGCCCCGCGAGGUAUCGCCUAUCAACAUGUGCGGUCAAUGGGAUGCCGCACAACAGAUGGCUUUCCCCUCCUUUGACAUUCCCGACGUGCACAACCCUGUUGAUUUCCUCAGAGGUGUAACAGACGAGUCUUCGCCUGAAUACAAGAUCAAGAUUCAGCACGGCACAACCACCCUUGCUUUCCAAUUCAAUGGUGGUGUUGUCGUUGCUGUGGAUUCAAGAGCUACUAUGGGAAACUACAUUGCAUCACAAACCGUGAAGAAGGUCAUUGAGAUCAAUCCUUAUCUUCUCGGUACCUUGGCUGGUGGUGCUGCCGAUUGUCAGUACUGGGAGCGUGAGUUGGGCAAGCGCUGUAGAUUGUAUGAAUUGAGAAACAAGGAACGCAUCUCGGUUGCCGCUGCUUCAAAGAUGCUGGCAAACAUGGUCUAUGCUUACAAGGGAAUGGGUCUUUCUAUGGGUACUAUGGUUACUGGAUGGGACAACUCUGGACCCAAUAUCUUCUACGUUGAUUCCGAUGGCACACGUCUCAAGGGUGAUAUAUUCUCGGUUGGUUCUGGAUCCACAUUUGCCUAUGGUGUUCUUGAUAGUGGUUAUGAUUAUGACCUUUCAGUAUCUGAUGCUAUUGAGCUUGGUAAGAGAUCCAUCUAUCAUGCUACUCAUCGUGAUGCCAUGUCUGGUGGUUCAGUCAACUUGUACCAUGUUACCAAGGAAGGCUGGGUCUAUCAUGGAAACCACGAUGUUGGCGAGCUCCACUGGGAUUACCAAGAUGAAGUUGCAAAAGGAGGACAGUAA